AUGGUUAUCGGUAAAUUGAAAAUAACGAUUUUUGGUGUAAAAGGAUGGCCGAUAUUAGAGGUGGCCGAGAAGUGGGGUGCUAGACUUAUUGCUCCUUUCACAACCACUGCAUCUGCAAGAAAUGGAAGAAAUGGAAGAAAUGAAGUAGAAGAAAAAGAAAAAGAAAGAUAUAAAAUGAUAGGUAUAGAUAGACCAUUCGAAUUAGAAUCGGGGUUGGAUCAUGCGGUUUUGAAGAGGUAUGAGAUGAAUGGGUGCUGGAUGAGUGGUUGGGCGGUGGUGAAUAGCUUGGGAGUUACAUAUUUCCUCAACAUUGAAUUGUUCACUGCAACAAAUUUUGAUAUAAACCCAAUAGUACUGAGUUGGAGAAGGACUGACUCGGAAGAUGUAAUGAGUGCUAGGUAG
Sclerotinia sclerotiorum 1980 UF-70 is the source of this 402-nucleotide messenger RNA. RefSeq lists its product with no specific name. The coding region runs from base 1 to 402 and encodes 133 amino acids. NCBI's taxonomy places the organism in Eukaryota, Fungi, Ascomycota, Leotiomycetes, Helotiales, Sclerotiniaceae. The record is from RefSeq and is a predicted model, not a curated record. The transcript has 5 exons.